This is a messenger RNA of Penicillium cataractarum, 1014 nucleotides long. RefSeq names its product SDR family oxidoreductase. The record is from RefSeq and is a predicted model, not a curated record. The transcript is spliced from 3 exons. Gene Ontology annotation, molecular function: oxidoreductase activity, acting on the CH-OH group of donors, NAD or NADP as acceptor. NCBI's taxonomy places the organism in Eukaryota, Fungi, Ascomycota, Eurotiomycetes, Eurotiales, Aspergillaceae. Bases 1 to 1014 code for a protein of 337 amino acids.
AUGUCUUUGAGCAAGGUUGUCUCGGAAGUAUUCCAGGCCCUUUUCGAUAAGUUGCCUCCGCAGGUACAGCGAGUUAUACUUCUUCCAUCUGUCAGAAAGGGCCUGGCAUUUUUGGCCGCAUGGAAAACUCUCGGCGUCAUCAAUAGCUACAUUUCCUACCAAGCGCAGAACAACUGGAUUCGACUGGGUCCUUGGGAUCCUAGCAAAGAGAUCGUGGUUCUCACCGGUGGUUGCAGUGGGAUCGGAAAGCAGAUUCUGGAAGAUUUGACAAAGUUGAAAGUGAAAGUCAUCAUCUUAGACGUGCAAGAUCCAACUUUUGAACUGCCGUCAAAUACCUUCUUCUAUCGCGCUGAUAUCACAUCUUCUUCCGUUGUAAAGGAAGUUGGAGAUCAAAUUCGCAAAGAACAUGGCAACCCUACCAUUCUGAUUAACAACGCAGGUGUUGGGUCUGGAGACACCAUUCUGGAUAUGCCCGAAGAACGUAUCCGCCUUACUAUGGAGGUCAAUACUCUUUCUCACUAUUGGACGGUGAAAGAGUUCCUUCCAUCUAUGGUCCAGAACAAUCACGGCCACAUCAUCACCGUGGCAAGCAUCGCAAGCUUCGUUGCUAUUGGAGAGUUGGGUGCCUAUGCCGGUUCAAAGGCAGCCGCUCUUGCUUUCCACGAGACUCUCACUCAGGAACUGCGGCAUUGGUACAAGGCAGAGAAGGUCCGAACAAGUGUUAUUCAUCCCUUCUGGGUGCGGACACCCUUGAUUGACGGUCUCAUCAAGGCAGGCAAGCACUUCAAGGCCCCUAUUAUGAGCCCGAAGGACGUUUCGUCUGCUAUCGUCAAGCAGAUUGUCACCCAAAGUGGCGGUCAAGUCAUCAUCCCGAAAGGCCAUAGCUCGGCAUCAUUGCUUCGUGGUCUUCCCAGCUGGAUGCAAGAGCGAGUGAGAAACAAGGGCUCCUCGCAGCUCGUGAAGCUCCGCGAAUUGCAGGCGGCUUUUGCUGCUGAAAAAGCCACUGUGGCAUAG